Dermatophagoides farinae (American house dust mite) is the source of this 1932-nucleotide messenger RNA. The record is from RefSeq and is a predicted model, not a curated record. Lineage: Eukaryota; Metazoa; Arthropoda; Arachnida; Sarcoptiformes; Pyroglyphidae.
AUUGUUGUUGUUGUUGUUGUUGUUGUUUCAAAUACAUCCAUUCAAAAUACAAACAUUCAUUAUCGAAAUGGUAUUGUAUACCACUACAACGACGGCUACGGCAACUACAACGACAACAACAACGACGGCGACGACGACAAUCAUGAUUUAGCCAAUUUCAAUUCAGAAUGAUGAUGAUAAUGUUAUGAUGAUGGUGAAAUGUUUUCUUCGUUCUUCUGUGAAAAAAAACCGUGAACAUCAACAACAACGAUGAUGAUGAACAAUAAUAUCGUUAUUUUCUAGAAAAUUGCUUCAUUUCAAUAGCAUCAUUAUCAUCAUUAUCAUUAUUUACCCAUACACGCACACACACACACACAUAUUGGGCCGUACCCGAAUUCAGCUACAACGAAAAAAAAACAACCGAAAUAUGAAACUUGAAUUUGUAAAAUACAAAAACUUGACGAAAUCAACAAUCAAACGCAUUCAUUCAUUCAUUCAUUCAUUCAGCAGCAGCAGCAUCAGUAAACAGCAAGAUUUUCAAGUAACGAAUUUCAAAUUGUCUUUUUUUUUCUUGUAUAUUUAGUGAAAGUUAAACUCAAUAAUUUUUUUUCGGGUUCAAGUGUCUCUUUCUUAAUCUUCAUAAUAUCCAAGAUUACCGCCACUACCAAUCGAAAUCAACCACCAAUCAAAAGAAAAGAAAAGAAUAAACAACUUUGGCCAACCAAAAUUAUCGACAACAAAGUUUAAAUGGUUGAUUGAUUGUAUCUACCAGUUCUCUUUUUCUCUCUCUCUCUUUACUGUGUGUGUGUGUUGUAUACAUGUUCAACAAGUGAGCAAAAGAAAAAGAAACCAAGUUAGGUUAGUGGGUGAAGGUGCCAACUACCAAGUUAACAACAACAACAACAAACUUAUUCACAUUUCGUUGAAAAAUAAAUAAGAAUCUAUUGUCCAUUUUUUUUCGUUGGAAAUCAGUGGAAUUCAAAUCAUAAUCAUCAAAAAUGUGUGUUAAUCGUAGUCAACGUCAUUGUUGUUUACAGGGAACAUUAAUAUUCCUAUUAACAAUCUGUGUCAUUGGUUUUGGUGCCAUAAUUGCCAUCUAUUUAGGUGUUUAUUAUUCAACAGAACAAUCUAUUGGUCUACGUCAACAGCGAGAUUUAAAUGGACAAAAUGAAAAAAUUCAAUCAUUAUUUCAACGAUUAAUACAAAAACGAUCCAAUGAUGGUUAUAUGACAACAGCAACCACAGCAACAACAACAUCCAGAUCAUUUGAAGAAAAUUUGGUCCAUAUAUUUUAUAAACGAGAUUGUCCAUUCAAUGGAUGGUUGGUACAAAGUUCAAUAUUGUUAGAUCAAUGUCCAUAUAUUUCACAACAAAUGCCCUUAGAAUCGUUGAAUAAUGUUCAAUUUAAUAAUUGUCUACGUGAUUCAUUCUGGUUUUUGGGCAUGGCAUCGAUCGUACCAUUUUUAUUAACAAUCAUCACAUUGAUUGUUGCUUGUCGUCUAUGGCUUUGUCCAAUGAUUACAAUGGCCAUUGUUUAUCUGGCAUUAGCAUUGGUAUUGAUUAUAUUUACAAUACUAUAUAAAUCUGGUUCAAUAUUGACCGAUGGUUGGCCAUUAUUCAUUGGAAUCAUUGCAUUAGUUUGUCUAUAUGCAUUGUUAUCAUUAUUAUUGAUCACAUUAUUCGGUCUGGUCACGUGUGAACGUCGUCGACAACAACGACCGGCAAAAACCAAUGGUACAUCCGAUAAUGAUCAUAUGAUGAAAAUGUGUGGUGGUGUUGGUGAUGAUGAUGAUGAAAUUGAUGAUCCAAAUGUACCAUUAUAUCAUCAUAAAAAUGGUGUUUAUUCACCACAGAAACAUACAGAUUUUGAUGAUAAAAUUAAAGAUUUCAAAUAUAUUGAUGAUGAUAUGAGCUAUGUGUUACGUCGUGGAUAAAUAACAACAACAACAAAAA